This is a messenger RNA of Dunckerocampus dactyliophorus (ringed pipefish), 1407 nucleotides long. Its product is annotated as cysteine-rich and transmembrane domain-containing protein 1-like. The coding region runs from base 171 to 557 and encodes 128 amino acids. Lineage: Eukaryota; Metazoa; Chordata; Actinopteri; Syngnathiformes; Syngnathidae. The transcript is spliced from 3 exons. Gene Ontology annotation, cellular component: extracellular exosome. The record is from RefSeq and is a predicted model, not a curated record.
UGACGCCACGUCCCGCUAUACGCACUGGAAGCUUUGCCAGAGAAAGGCUCGUUCACUGCGGUGGAAAUACGAGCAUAGGUAACAGCCUACAAGGACGUCUUUCAUCAAAUAAACAAACCACCGCAGCUGUUGAAUUCAACUAUUAUUCACGUUAAGGUCAUUCCUGAAAGAUGAAUCCAGACCAGCCGCCCCCAUACCCAGGCCCGACGGCUCCAGGCUACCCAGGCCAGGGCCCAGCCCCGCAAGGGUACCCACAACAGGGUUUUCCCCCACAGGGUUACCCUGUUAACAUGCAACAGCCGUCAUACCCAAACUACCCCCCUGGACCAAUGGGCUCCGGAGGUCCCUGUCCAGGACAGGCACCUUAUCAAGGAUACCCUGGACAACCACAGUAUGGCUGGCAGGGUGGGCCCCCUCCAGGACCCAUGUAUGGUGAAGCUCCUAAAAACACAGUGUACAUGGUGGAGGACAGGAGAAGAGACGACUCAUCAGACACAUGCCUGACAGCCUGCUGGACAGCCCUGUGUUGCUGCUGUCUCUGGGACAUGCUGACAUAACAAUGUUAUGUCCUCAGCACCUCAAUCACCUCCCCCUUAGUUCCCUGCUUCUGUGCCUCAAAACACUUACCAACCCCUGCCCGCAUUGGCCUUAAACCUCGCGCCCCCUCUCAAUGUUGCCUUCAUUUCUUUUAACAAAUCUUUUCCACAUGCUUCUUUCCUGUAUUUUUUUUUUUUUUUGUCGAUGUUAAGUCCUCAGCGCCAACUGACUGAGCCACCCGGUCCACACGCUACCAUUGUAGCAGCUUGUAAGUGAGCUUCAAGACCUACCCUGAGGGUGCGUUUACACGACAACAAUGUUUUUUUUGCCGUAUGUUUUUGACAGAUGACAACAUUGUAAGACAAAUCCGCUUUGACACAAACCUGCAAAAAAAUGGACUGAAAACACUGCAUUAUGCAUGCCAAGCCAGUGGAUGGUGAUACCUCUUUGGAAGAAAAACUGUCUGAAUGCACACUAGCAGCUUGACCUUUCGAUCUUAAACCCAAACUUAUAAGUACAUGUACUCUUGGCUGAUGUACAAUCACUACUACUACUACUACUACAGGCACAUACUCAUCCAUGCAAAACCUUUUUUUUAUUAGAUGACCUUAUACAGUGUUCACACUGGAACACUUGUAAUUUUUGAAAACUUCCACUUGAAUUGGUUUGUGUUUGCAGCUCCAGAAGGUUGUCAUCUUAAAAGAGUAAAUGGAUAAAAAAAAAAACAGUGUCGUGUAAACUGCUCUUAAUUUCAGGCUUUCUGCAGUAGUCUUGCACCACACCUCAGUCCAACAUGGCAGAAUGCACCAUCAAGACAAUAUGAAAGGCGCGUGCACACACGCACACACACACACACACACACCCACGCAC